UGGGGGGGAAUGGGGAGCAGGGGUGGGGGUGGUGGAUUAGGGGCGAGGGCAGGGGGUAAUAUCUGUGGAGAAAGGGGUUCCGUUUGGACUUCCGCUCUGCGGCAUGAGGGAGCGGCGGGGUCACCGGCGCAGGGGGGUAAGGGGGCGCCACAAAGCCCGCGGCCAGGGCGCCCAAGGCCAGGCCGGGGUCCGCGGGUGGCCGCAACUGGAGCCGGCAAGCAGAGGGACACAGCUGCUGCGAGAAAAACUAUGGGUGCCCUGGAACGGGCUCAUUGUGAUCGGGAAGAAAAUGGAGCUCCUGGGUAGAAACACGCAAAAGCCUAGGAUGUGGGACCAGAAGCUUGAGUCUGAGUCCUGGAGACUGGAAGAUGUGGAAAAGACGGUGUUGAAAGGGAAGUCAGGCCGGAGUCGGGAAAGGAUGGAUGUGAAGCUGCUGCACAGUGUAGCAAAUGCAUUACAGGCUUCAGAAGGUUUGGGGAAAGACAGCCCAAAGGAGGUGUGGGGAAAGCAGCAAGUCAGACGCCAAAUAGGGGCUGAAUCAGAGAGGGCAGAGACUACAGCAGAGGCUGGGAGGGGGUCUGGGUUGAAAGAGAGUUUGAAGUUUACUGGGGUAGGGACCAGUGGAGAGGACUUGAGAGCCAGAGGAUAUAAACCAGGGCAGAAUGAGGAGGAGCGGAGGUCGAGUGGAGAGAAACUGAGGUCGAGUGCAGAGAAGCUGAGUGGAGAGAAACUGAGGUCAAGUGGACAAAAGCUGAGGGCAAGUGGAGAGAAGCUGAGGUCCAGUGCAGAGAAGCUGAGUUCCAGUGCAGAGAAGCUGAGUGAAGAGAAACGGAGGUUGAGUGCAGAGAAGCUGAGGUCGAGUAAAGAGAAGCUGAGUGAAGAGAAACCGAGGUUGAGUGCAGAGAAGCUGAGGUCGAGUAAAGAGAAGCUGAGGUCAAGUAGAGAGAAGCUGGGGUCAAGUAGAGAGAAGCUGGGGACCAGUGGAGAGGAUUUGAGAUCCACUGGAGAUAAACUGCAGUCAAGUGCAGAGAAACUGGGAUCCAGUGGGGAGAAGCUGGGCACCAGUGGAGAGGAGCUGGAGACUAGUGGAGAGAAGUUGGAGGGUUCAAGAAUGGAAAGCAUAAAUGAAGAGAAUGUUGAAAGAAUGGUAGAAGUUACUGGUGGUGAAAGAUUGUUAGAAGUUACUGAUGCUGAGAUGGAAAUUCCUUUUGGAAGAGUGGAAGGGAGUGAUGAAGAGCUGGAAGGGACUGAGAAAGGGGUAGCAGGUGAGGAAGAUGUCUUGAGUGGGGCGAAUGCCAUUACUGAUGAAUCUGUUUCUAUGGAGGAGAAAGAGGUUAUAGAUGAAGAACCCAGUGAUGGAGGCAGAUGAAGGAUUGAAGCUAAAGAAGGAAAGAGAAGCAGAUAGGGGAAGUCCUGCAAGUCAACCAGGAGAAAUUAGGACCAAGCAGAACGUUGUUGACCCUGAAGGGGUAAAUGUGAAAGAGGAAAGGAGAGCGCCUGAGCCUAAGAGAGGGAGAGAGUGGGAAUGAAAUGCUGCUGGGGAUGGAGGCGGAGAUCAGGACAAAGGAAGUGAAGAAGAGUGAGAAUGAGGGACAUGAGAACAUUUUGAGAGAAGGAAAAGGUUUGAUAAUGUGUUGAUAGGUAGAGGAAAAGUGGAUAUUCGUUUCUUGGAGAAGAGCUAUUACCAAGGAGCUUGUAGGGGAAUGUUUGAGAAAUGGAUUUGAGAUGGGUUAGAAGGAUUUAAUUUAACACAUGAUUGGGUUUAUGAGUUGUGAGAGAAGGCAGAAGGAGCAAAAUGGAAAAUUACAGCAAGAGAAAGGAGAGAUAAUGAAAGUUCUGGAAGAAGAUGCAGGCUGGAGCAAGGAUCCUGGAGAAGAAUGUGGAGCUCCAGAGUGACAAAAGCAAGAGAAGAGAUCAGAAAAUAAAGAAGUGGAGAAAAAAAAUCUCUGCCUUCCUAAGAUCGUCCUCUCCUAGACUCCUCUGGUGAUUCUCUGAGCGCCGAGAAAUUGUUGCCUCUCUCUAAGAGGCCUGCGUGGGCACGAGGUCAAGACGGGCCGUUUUCAGCUGUGUGGGUCUCCAAGAUUGCACUGCACUGUAUAUAAAUUAUGACCCAAAUACUCAGACUUGUUCUUUGGCUGGAUUACAUUUUGUCCCGGACAUCAGACACAUCCUACUGGAGCCACAGAAAGAAAAAGUGAAGAUCGAGACACUGUGACAAAUGGCAGCCACCUUUCCCAGGGUUUCUGACUCCACCAGGAAGAGAGCAGUCCUGCAGCCUGGCCCGGCUCUUCCCAGCAUUUCAGGCCGUGGACUCGGUGUGUCAGACUCAUCAUCCCACCUGGCUCACCCCUGAAGCCGCAGCUGGACAAACCCUCGACUUCCGGAAGGGUGAGUUAUUCCACAAAAGGUCCGUUAUCAGGAGACAAGGAGGCUCCCGGUAACCCUGAGAAGCUUGCCUUGGAAGGAUGUGGGAGGGAGGCAGAGCCACAGGGGAGGGAAGAACAGAAGACAGGAGGUGCUGUCCCAGCAGACGGGGAAGGACAGAAAGCACAGUGCAUCCUCCAGGCCGGGCCGGAGGAAGGUCUUAGGUUAAACAUCUCAGGAGGUACAAAGGAUGGCGGGGGCCAGCGCAGCCACCGCAGAACCAAGGCACAGAGGAGGUGUGAAAUGUCCAGGAUAAAUAGAAUUGCAUGGGAGGGAGAAAAGCCAGCUCCAUCCUCGCUUAAAAAUACUUAUGCCAUCGGCACCAAAAAUAUAUUAAUAUCUGUACAUUUGUUAUCGUUAAAAAAAGGAAAUAAAACCUUGUUGGCACCUUGUAGUGAUUUCUUAAGAAUGAGAUGAUACGUGGAAAGGCCUCCUGUGUGUGUGUGUGUGUGUGUGCACACGUCUACAGCUGUGCAUCUCCCUGUCUGAAAGGCAGAGCCCCCCGCAGCCCUGGGCAUUAGAAACACUGCCAGGCAGGCAGCCACCAGCUCCCCCACCGCUGUUGUUUGCAGGGUGCUCUCUGCAGUACUCCUGACUCUGCCGGCCACAGCCACGGGGACCUGCAGCCUCCAGCCCUGCGCUCCAGAGGCGGCAGGCAACAGGGUCACCCUCACAUACCUCCUCUGUACCGGAGAGCGUGAGGAAGACUCCCGAAAGCUGGAGCGGGGCUGUGCCGCCUGCCUGCACACAGAGCAGCAGAGGGAGGAGUGACAGCCGGGGUUCAAGGGUUCCCCUGCUGUUGACCCAACUUGCCUCCACCUGAUGACGUUGAGGACAUGGGCCUGGAGCAGCUUCCCCACUGAGGGCCUCUCCUCCCUCACUCUCAGCAAGUCCCCUCUCUCUUGGAUUGAAAGCUGCUGGCCCGAAUACUGGACAGAGUGCCAGGUCCUGCCCCAUCCACAGCCUCAGACCAGGGCUGGGCACGAGGCCUGGCCCCCGGCUCUGCGGGGACGGCAGGUGAAGCGGACAUGAGCACACCUAGCCUCUGACCACAGCAGGCUGGGGCUGGGGCUGACCUGGGGGAGGUUAACUCAGCUCUGAAUGGGGGACCCAGUAUGUCAGCACAGCCCAGGUUGGUGUUAGGUGGCCCUGCAUCCUUAUCAGGAAGGGUGGGGGUCCCCUGUGCCCGUCUCCUCCAGUCCCAGCAGGUCAGCUAGCAGUGCCGGAAAGCAAGCCAGUGCCAGCCAACUGGCAGAGGCGGGCAGCCCUGGAAAUAUAACGGCGACCUGUUGUUUCCAUUCUGUGAAUGCCAAGUUUGUCUCUCAGGCAGUAUCUUUUCCCCCUUGCCCAGCCGCUUUUCAUCCCCUGCCACAAUGAAGUCAAAACGGUGUACCUCAGCCCUCACACCGGGGACGACGGCCCUGGCCAGCUGGGAACUAUGCUUCUGCUCCCACCCUCCUGUCCCGUGAGGGGCUGGGCACCCCUCUGGGGCUCAACCGACACUUGGUAAAAGUGAACGGCAUUAAAAAGGAACCCUGACAUCAAUAACAGCCACACCUGGCGCCCGUCCUCCCCAUGCCCAGAGGACUCGCCCACACCUGCUUGCUUUCUGGGACAAAUGGCCUGGCAGGAUGCUGCCUCGGGUCACGAAGGCUUGGGACAAACAGCUUGGCAGCUUGGAUGACGGCACCCAUGGGCCAGGACUCUCCCUCGCCAGAGCAAUGAGGGCCGAUUCUGACCUGCGCCCUCCAGCUUAGACCCCCACCCAACAUCCAGGACGAUCCUGCAGAGUGAGCGACCUCUCCCCUCACCCGGACGACAGCAGCAGGUGACACAGACCAGCAGAGCCCUCCCCUGCACUUGAUGGGACAGCCCCUGGGGUGUAGGUCUCCCCCGCCACUCCCACCACGGCCACCAGAACUGUGGUGGGGAAAAUCACUGGGACACAAGGAAGUCAAGGAUUUGAACCAACGGAAUUUCUCUGUCCUUUGAAAGAGUCAACACAUGAUCUGUUACUGAUUGGGAUGUGAAAUAAAACUAAAAAUAACAGCACACUGAGUCUCGAGCAGGCUCAGCUCACCUUUAACACA
Messenger RNA from Equus quagga, 4514 nucleotides. Its product is annotated as protein Ycf2. Lineage: Eukaryota; Metazoa; Chordata; Mammalia; Perissodactyla; Equidae. Bases 104 to 1369 code for a protein of 421 amino acids. The record is from RefSeq and is a predicted model, not a curated record. The transcript is spliced from 6 exons.